UCGAGGAGGCCAACGAGAGAAAGAGGGCUAAGUACAGCGAUCUGGUGGAGCAGUGUCGGCUCAAUGGGUGGCGAGCAAGGUGCGAGCCUAUUGAGGUGGGAUGCAGAGGGUUUGCGGGCCAGUCCCUCUGCAGGGUGUACAGCAUGCUGGGCAUCACAGGGGCCAGCAAGCGAAGGGCCAUCAAGGAGGCCACAGAGGCAGCAGAGGUUGCCUCGCGGUGGUUGUGGAUCAGGAGAGGAGAUCCGUGGGUAGGGUAGCGCUACCUGGACACGAGCUGGGGUCUGAUCAACCCUGGCUGGGUCGCCUGGAGGAGAGUGUAUGAUGUUUGAAAGACCCGAAACACUCUAUGAUACCAGGUAAUAUCACUGAUGAUGUGUCCAGGUUGCAUCACUAGUUGAUGUAUGUACGAAGCUUCUGUCUGGGAUAACCAGUGACCACCAGGAAAGUCUGGUUGACUACCAAGAACAGAGUGGUGACAGCUGGAGAGACAGCGGACAGCCCGGAGAGACGGCAUCGGGGCAGUAAGGGUUAGCAGCCCAAACCUGCAUCUUUCUCUCUACUAGGAGGAAGAACCCACCCUAAGCUACAGAUCGACCUAUGGAGAAAUACCCCCAGGGAUCCCCGAGAGGGGGGGAGGAUGAGGAUCCCACUCGGACGGAUCAAAGAAUGACGAAACCAGGCAAUGGAAAUACGACUAUGACUACAGAAUGCUUUUGUGGCAAAGUGUGCAAAAACCCACGUGGUCUGAAGAUCCACCAGACCAAGAUGAGAUGUGUGCAGACGGAGCAAGUGUCACAGCGCGCAGGGAUCCCCCCUGGUGAGACGCAGGAGGAGCUAGGCCUGGAGCCAAACCAUAGUGCCCAGAAUCUCCAAGUGGUACAAGCCCCAAACCCACACAGACCACCAGAACAUCGUCGGGUUAGAUGGCCCAGAGCUGAUAGGGAGUAUGAGUGGCGCCAGUUUGAUGAGGACACCGACUCCAUCUUAGGAGCAACAGCCAAGGGGGAAGUCGAUCGGCGUCUCCAGACCAUGACCACCAUCAUCAUCAGCAUGGGAGCUGAGAGAUUUGGCCUGGAGGUGAAGAAAGCAGGGAGAUUGCCCUACACCAUGAGCAAUCGAGCACACAAGAUCCACCAGCUCAGGAAGGAACUGAGGGUCCUGAGGCGGCAGUUUAAGCAGGCAAGAGAGGAGGAGAGGGGACCGCUCUCAGAGCUGCGCAACAUACUUCGAAAGAAGCUCCUGACUUUGAGGAGGGCUGAGUGGCAUAGGAGAAGAAGGAAGGAAAGAGCCAGGAAGCGCACUGCCUUUCUAGCAAACCCGUUUGGGUUUACGAAGCAGCUGCUGGGGCAGAAACGCAAUGGUCAACUUACCUGUUCCAAAGCAGAGGUCGACCAUCACUUGGCUGCAACCUAUGGAGAUGCAUCCAGGGAGCAAGACCUGGGAGACUGCCAGUCCCUGAUUGACCCACCAGCACCAACAGUGGACUUCGAUGGGAGGGAGCCCAGCUGGAAGGAAAUCCAGGAGGUAGUCAAAAAGGCAAGAUCAAGCUCAGCCCCCGGACCUAGUGGGGUACCUUACAAGGUGUACAAGAACUGCCCAAAGUUACUCCACAGGCUCUGGAGGAUUUUGAAGGUAAUCUGGAGGAGGGGAAAGGUUGCCGAGCAGUGGCGAUUUGCAGAAGGUGUAUGGAUUCCGAAGGAGGAAGGGUCUACAAACAUCGAUCAGUUUAGAACCAUCUUCCUGCUCAGUGUUGAAGGGAAAUUAUUCUUCAGCAUUGUGGCAAGGCGUCUAACUGACUACCUCCUCAGGAACUCCUACAUCGACACCUCGGUCCAGAAGGGAGGGAUCCCAAAGAUACCAGGGUGUCUGGAGCACAAUGGCGUGGUCACUCAGCUGAUCAGGGAAGCCAGAGAGAGCAAGGGAGACUUAGUCGUGCUGUGGCUGGACCUUGCGAACGCAUAUGGAUCCAUACCUCAUAAGCUCGUCGAGCGGACACUGUGCGGCCACCAUGUCCCAGCUAAGUUCAGAGACCUCAUUCUGGACUAUUACAACAGGUUCAGUCUGAGGGUUGCAGCAGGAUCCAUAACAUCGGACUGGCACAAGCUGGAGAAGGGAAUCAUCACCGGAUGUACCAUUUCAGUGAUCCUCUUCGCACUUGCUAUGAACAUGCUGGCAAAGUCCACCGAGGUUCAGUGCAGAGGGCCCCUAACCAAGUCUGGUGUCAGGCAGCCGCCCAUCAGGGCCUUCAUGGACGACCUGACCGUGACAACGUCAAAUGUCCCAGGGAGCAGGUGGAUUUUGAAGGGGCUGGAAGAACUGACUACCUGGGCCCGCAUGACCUUUAAGCCCGCUAAAUCGAGAUCCCUUGUGCUAAAGAGAGGAAAAGUCACCAACAAGUUCAUCUUUACACUUGGCGGCACCCAGAUACCAUCCAUCACCGAGAAGCCGGUGAAGAGCCUGGGGAAAGUUUUCAACUGCAGCCUGAGAGACACAGCAGCCAUCAACGCGACCAAUCAAGAUCUGGAGGCUUGGCUAGCUACGGUGGACAAAUCAGGUCUACCUGGCAAGUUCAAGGCCUGGGUGUACCAACAUGGCAUCCUUCCAAGGAUUCUCUGGCCCCUCCUUGUGUAUGAGGUCCCAAUCUCCACAGUUGAGGGCUUUGAAAGGAGAGUCAGCAGGUUCCUGCGGAAGUGGCUGGGUGUACCGCGGAGCCUGAGCAGCAUCGCCCUAUACGGAAAGAGCAACAUGCUGAAGCUCCCCUUCAGCAGCCUGAAUGAGGAAUUCAAGGUGAGCCGAACUAGGGAGGUGCUGCAAUACAGAGAGUCAUGUGACCCAAAAGUCUCUCAGGCGGGUAUCGAGGUCCGGACGGGGCGGAAGUGGAGGGCGGCAGAGGCUGUGGAAGUGGCGGAGUCACGGCUGCGGCACAGGACUCUGGUGGGGACAGUGGCUCGGGGAAGAGCAGGCCUUGGUAGCAGCACAACACCUUGCUGCGGGAAGGCAAAGGAGAAGAGGAGGAGGACGCUGCUCCAGGAAGAAGUGCGGGCAGCUGUGGAAGAAGAGCGGUCCGGCAGGGUGCUUGGAAUGCGGCAGCAGGGAGCCUGGACGCGAUGGGAGCAAGCAGCAGAGCGCAAAGUCACGUGGACUGAGCUGUGGAGAGCCGAGCCCCAACGCAUAAAAUUCCUGAUCCAGGCUGUAUAUGACGUAUUGCCAAGCCCGUCUAACCUGUUCUGUUGGGGGAAGGUGGAGUCACCAGCAUGUGCCCUGUGCCAGAAGAGAGGGACCCUGGAGCACAUCUUGAGCUGCUGUCCGAGGAGCCUGAGUGAGGGGCGCUAUCGCUGGCGUCAUGACCAGGUCUUGAAGGCCAUAGCGAACUCCAUCUGCAGUGGAAUAGCCCACUGCAAGCGCCUCCGCCCAGCGAAGAAGGCUAUCUCCUUCAUCAGAGCUGGAGAAGGACCACCAGCUGUUGCCAGGGUCUCUUCCGCUGGCCUGCUCACAAUGGCACAGGAUUGGGAGCUGAUGGCAGACUUGGGGAAACAACUGAAGUUCCCAGGAAAUGUGGCCAUAACAUCACUAAGGCCAGACGUGGUGCUGACCUCAGCAACAUCGAAGCAGGUUGUGCUUCUGGAGCUCACGGUCCCUUGGGAAGACCGCAUCGAGGAGGCCAACGAGAGAAAGAGGGCUAAGUACAGCGAUCUGGUGGAGCAGUGUCGGCUCAAUGGGUGGCGAGCAAGGUGCGAGCCUAUUGAGGUGGGAUGCAGAGGGUUUGCGGGCCAGUCCCUCUGCAGGGUGUACAGCAUGCUGGGCAUCACAGGGGCCAGCAAGCGAAGGGCCAUCAAGGAGGCCACAGAGGCAGCAGAGGUUGCCUCGCGGUGGUUGUGGAUCAGGAGAGGAGAUCCGUGGGUAGGGUAGCGCUACCUGGACACGAGCUGGGGUCUGAUCAACCCUGGCUGGGUCGCCUGGAGGAGAGUGUAUGAUGUUUGAAAGACCCGAAACACUCUAUGAUACCAGGUAAUAUCACUGAUGAUGUGUCCAGGUUGCAUCACUAGUUGAUGUAUGUACGAAGCUUAUUA
This is a messenger RNA of Cyprinodon tularosa, 4070 nucleotides long. RefSeq lists its product as uncharacterized. The transcript has a single exon. The coding region runs from base 598 to 3909 and encodes 1103 amino acids. The record is from RefSeq and is a predicted model, not a curated record. Lineage: Eukaryota; Metazoa; Chordata; Actinopteri; Cyprinodontiformes; Cyprinodontidae.